Peromyscus californicus insignis is the source of this 654-nucleotide messenger RNA. Its product is annotated as transcription factor BTF3 homolog 4-like. NCBI's taxonomy places the organism in Eukaryota, Metazoa, Chordata, Mammalia, Rodentia, Cricetidae. The transcript has a single exon. The record is from RefSeq and is a predicted model, not a curated record.
UCUUCUUUCUGCAAGCUGAUGACAAAAAGCUUCAGAGUUCUUUAAAGAAACCGGCUGCGAACAAUAUAGCUGGUAUUGAAGAGGUGACCAUGAUUAAAGACGAUGGAACAGCUCUUUAUUUCAACAGUUCCAAAGUCCAAGCUUCCCUCUUCACUAAUACCUUUGCAAUUACUGGUCAUGCAAAAGCCAAACCAGUCACAGCAAUGCUUCCUGGAAUAUUAAGUCAUCUUGGUGCUGACAGCUUAACAAGCAAUAGAAAGUUAGCUGAAUAAUUCCUGUGACAAGUAUUGGAUAGUAAAGGACAAAAACUAGAAAAUAUUGAUGAAGAGGAUGAUGAUGUUCCAGAUCUUGUAGAAAAUUUUGAUGAAGCAUUGAAAAAUGAAGCUGACUAAAAUCCCCUGGGAUCUGGAGCCUGGCAUGGACUAGAAUUAACAAUCAGCUCUGUUGUUCCAAAGUUUUACAGACACAGAGAACAUCAUCUGUUAUUAGUCAGUAAUAUAAAUACUUGGAUAUUAAUAAUGCUGUUUGUUCAGCAUUUCUUGGUCAUUUAAUUUUGCAUUUUUCACUUUUUCCCAGGAUCUAUUCUUUUGGUCAAAAUAUGAAGUAUUGGUAUAGUUUGAAGGUGGUUUUUUGUUUUUUUGGGGGGAACUUUUG